Molecule: messenger RNA, 2063 nt
Organism: Varroa destructor (honeybee mite)
Lineage: Eukaryota; Metazoa; Arthropoda; Arachnida; Mesostigmata; Varroidae
Product: organic cation transporter protein-like
Biological process (GO): transmembrane transport
Cellular component (GO): membrane
Molecular function (GO): transmembrane transporter activity
Source: RefSeq, a predicted model, not a curated record
UUCUCUAAGGGCCCACAUAAAGUCUAGGUGAAUUUUUCAACAUUACGACGUUAGUAUCAAGAAUCCAUAGAUAUUUAGAUUGAGGCAGUAGUUUUCGCAAAAUUUAGGUAACGGUGUGAGUUAAUUCAGUCUACGAAAGUCCAGUGAUUUGUCCAAAUGGAUGAAACUCCGGAAAAAGCCGAUGAACCUAUGCUAUCGAUAGAGAAGCGGCGCUCUCAGUUGGCUGAUGUAUCUGAAGUAAUAGGUUCGUUUGGUAAAUACCACUUCCUCUUAAUGGUCGUUAAUAUUCUUCGCGCUGUUCCCAUUGGAUGGACGUUAACGUCCGUCGAUUUUUUGGCUGGUGACAUCGACCACACUUGCGCUCCUCCACCAGAAUAUAAAAGUGAAGCUUGGCUCACAGAGGGUCUUCUUCCUAAUGAUGUUUGCUCCAGGUAUUACUGGGAUUCUGAGGGAAUAAAUUCGUCAAUCGUCUUACCUUGUACCAAGUGGAUUUAUAAUCUAAGCCAGCCCUCUAGUGCUGUCGUAGAGUGGGAUCUUGUCUGCAACCGGUCAUGGAUGAGGUCUCUAAUUCAAAGUGUGGUCUUUGUUGGACAACUCUGUGGAGCACUCCUCUUCGGAAAACUUGGAGACAGAUAUGGCCGUCUGAUAAUGUUCGAUGUGGCUGCUGUAACCAUGUGUAUCUUUGGAAUAAUUGGAACCUUUGCACCCUACAUAGAAGUGUUCAAUAUUGUUCGGUUUGCCCAGGCCAUGAGCACGGCCGGGCUUCAAAUGCUCUCAGCUGCCUUAUAUUCGGAGGUUGCCCUACCGGCUGACCGAAACUAUCUGCAUCUUGGUAUGACCUUGGGCUUAGGAGUGACCCAGGUUUUGCUUCCCAGUAUGGCCAAGUGGCUCGAUAACUGGAGAUACGUCCAACUAGCUACAGGACUCAGUGCUGCUUUUUUAAUACCGUUCCUAUUCUUCAUGUACGAGUCACCCAGGUGGUUACUGGCUAUGGGCAAACAGGACGAAGCACAGCGUGCGCUUGAGGGCAUCUUUCGCUUCAACGGGCGGACAAUCCCUGACAUGACAAAGACGAUGCCCAUCUUAGCACAAAAAGCGUCACGGAAUCGUUCAAGCAGUAGUAUUAAAGAUCUAAGGCCAUAUCGCAAUCUUCGAAUAAAUAUUUUCAUCAUGUUUAUUUUGUGGUCGGUGAGUAACACAACGUUGUUUGGGAUUAUAUACCUCUCAACGAAACUCGGCGGAGAUCGGUUCUUCAACUUUACGGCUGCUGCUUGCGCUGAAGUGCCCGCCGGAUUUACCGGCCUCUACGUUAUUUGGAAGUUUCGCCGUAGAAACUCGUUAACUGCCCUCAUGGCAAUUUGCUCUGCUGCCCUGAUUACCACUGCAAUUUUGCCCUUCGAGUUGAUUUACGCUCGUGUUGCAAUGACGUUUGUUGCACGUUUCUGCAUCAUAAUUAUUACGGCAGUGAUGUGGGUGUUUACAAUGGAGCUUUUGCCCACAGCCGUUCGGGGCUUCGGGCUUUCACUGUGUUUCUUUGUUGGUCGGAGUAGCGCCUCGUUUGCGCCCUUCCUCAGAGACCUCGCUGACAUCUACAACCCAGCUCCGUUCCUCGUACUGGCACUCUUAACUGCUCUUAGCGGUCCCUUAAUUCGGAUAGCUCCCGAAACUCUGGGGCGACCGCUUCCUGACACUCUGCUCGAGGCGGAUCAGAUAGGACAGAGGAAGAGAACUGUGAACGAUGUCUAGAGCGCAGUGCCUGCAACCCUGUAUACUGAGAUUUCAGGCGAUACUUGGCAAGUGUAAAAUAUUUUGGCCUGAUACGGGCGGGCAGCCUUCACGAACGUCAAUAUCAUGGAUGAAGCGCCAAAACGUUCCUGCUUCACAGAAUAGAUAAUUACAGCACUUCGUAAAACGCCAUAAUGUGUAUAUGGAAGAAUACGUAAUAAAAAAAAAAACAUUAAACAAAAUACAUUCGCACAAUAUGAAGCUGUUAUAUCCAAUCGUUUCUAUGUGAUAGGUAACUUCUAUCUCUUAUAUAUCACUCACAUCCAUACGUACAUAUA